This is a messenger RNA of Scatophagus argus, 2514 nucleotides long. It is a transcript of the gene srsf5b, whose product is annotated as serine and arginine rich splicing factor 5b. Gene Ontology annotation, cellular component: ribonucleoprotein complex; cytoplasm; nucleus. The transcript is spliced from 8 exons. The record is from RefSeq and is a predicted model, not a curated record. Lineage: Eukaryota; Metazoa; Chordata; Actinopteri; Scatophagidae. Bases 308 to 1201 code for a protein of 297 amino acids. Gene Ontology annotation, molecular function: mRNA binding.
CACAUAACAGAAGGAAACUAAAACAUAACACUGACAUAAGAUUUAUUGGAGGUCUCAAACAAGUUCGAGGGCCUCUGUUUCGUAGAGGUUAUCUAAUUCCACAAGAUGGCGGUGUUGCAAUAAGGGUGCCAGGUUGCCUUUAGGAGGUAGAAGAAGAACAUUUAGCCCUAUUAGAGUUUCUUUGGUCGUACGAGGGUUGGUUUAGUGCGGAGGCACCAUUUUGUUUUACUUCGGAGUCAGCGGUUACAGUCGAGCUAGUUAAGAAAUAGCACUAGGACCACUUCAAGACCGGAACGACUUGAUCAACAUGAGUGGAUGUCGCAUUUUCAUCGGCCGUUUGAGCCCAUCUGCGAGAGAGAAGGAUGUGGAGAGAUUUUUCAAAGGAUACGGCCGCAUCCGAGAUAUUGACCUCAAGAAAGGCUUUGGCUUUGUGGAGUUUGAUGACCCCAGAGAUGCUGAGGAUGCUGUUUAUGAGCUUGACGGCAAAGAGUUGUGCAAUGAAAGGGUGACCAUCGAGCACGCCCGUGUACGUCUGCGGGGUGGCCGUGGCAGAGGAGCCAGCGGCGGUGGAGGGCGUUUCUCUGAUCGCUAUGGCCGAGGCUCCCAGAGCAGUCGGAGUCGAAACCCUCCUCCGAUGCGCACUGAGAACCGCCUGAUUGUGGAGAACUUGUCCUCUCGUGUCAGCUGGCAGGACCUGAAAGAUUUCAUGAGGCAAGCUGGAGAGGUGACAUUUGCAGAUGCUCAUCGCCCCAAGGUCAACGAAGGGGUUGUAGAGUUUGCCUCUCACAGUGAUCUGAAAAACGCCCUUGAGAAAUUGUCUGGAAAGGAAAUGAAUGGCAGGAAAAUCAAGCUCAUUGAGGCAUCCAAGAAGAGAUCGAGAAGUCGCUCCCGCUCUGAGAGCUCCUCACGUUCGCGGUCCCGUUCUCGUGGUCGCUCCCCAUCUCGCUCCCCGAGACGCUCCCGCAGCCCGGCCAAGGCCCACAACCGUUCCCGCUCCCGCUCUGGCUCCCCAGCUGGCGGUACCUCCUCCCCAACCCCCAAAUCAAAGGAACCCGCCAAACGGACCUCAAAGAUGAGCAAGUCCGCCAGUCCGCCCUCCCCCCUGCCGGCUCAGAGAGCCUCCGUCUCCCGCUCCCGUUCACGUUCACGCUCCCGUUCGCGCUCCCGUUCUCGUUCUCCUUCUACUGACAGCCAGCGCUAGAAGCUGUGUUGUUAGACCAACUUCUUUGAGCAGUAUAAUCACCUUGAAUGAGUUGGCACACUGGAGUUCCCAUGAUCUCUUCUGAAAGCCAAGAUCAAGAGUUUUCUUUGGGCAAAGUUUGUUUUUCCUUGACAGGGAUGUUCUCACGGCGUUUCUGUUCUUCAAAUUUCAAACACAGGAACAUCGUCAGAUGGAAACGACGGCGCCAAGUCAAAUAUGUUAUUGUCAUCGCAGGGCAUUCCUUAAUUGACUAACUUGCGCGGUAAUGUUGGUCGCGUCUUUCUUCUCAUUGCACAUCACAUUUGGACCCGUAUGUACGUUGACACCCAGCGACUCCUCACCUCCUAAUAUAUAUCCAUCUCAACCAGACUGCAGAUCCACUACUGGUCCAGCACUAUUGUUUCAUCACUCAGAAUCGCCAGUCAAGUCUCACACUAACUGGGCCUGUAAAGUUUGUAAUCUCUACAUUGUUUUGUUUUUUGUUUUUGUUUUUUUGCAAAACUUGGAAGAGGAAGUGCUGGGAUCAUUUUGAUAAGUCGGGUGAGAACUUACUUUACUGUUUUUUGCAAAUGAUCAAUCAUUUGCGAUGGAAAAUGCUUGGGUUUAUGUUUUUUCUAGUCACCACCACAUUUAUCAAGUCUUUUCACUUAUUUUCCCAUGUUUUGACCUACCGUACCCACUAGAGGUGGUGUAUAUAAUAUCUAUAACUUAGAAUUGCUUGCAUGUACUUUUGUUUGAUUAAAAAAAAAAAAAACAAUCAAAAAAAAAAGAUUUAUUAUUGAAAUUUUUUUUUAUUUGUGCUUAAAGCUGAAAUGCAAACCACUAUCAUAAUUGGCAUCGCCAGCCUCCGUGUCAGGAAGGCUGAACAGUUGCGCUCAUUGUUCCAGCAGUUGCACAGCUGUGCAGUAGAUUAACUCUUCAUUUCAUGGGUCUUACAUUUUCUUACAGCUGACUGUUAAAACUUUUAUUUUGUCAGGAGAUAAAGUGAACACUUCAUUGUGGUGUUGCUUACAGAAUGCAGUGUAUUCUAGCAUUGUAAUUUUCUUUUCGUGUGUGUGUGUGUGUGUGUGUGUAGGGUUUUGUGUACAGCACUGCAGACUUUUGUUUUACAUAAGUGAGCAAUGUAAUCUCAAGAAUACUUGUUGGUACUGUGACUGAUGUGACUUUGGUUCAAAUGAACUUGUAGACGAAGAGUUUGGGGGGGAUGAAAAAAAAUUUUGUACGUAAGGAUUUUAUUUUCAGUGGAAAUAUAUGGACGUUUGUAUGGUGUACAAAGACAAUGGACUUAAACAAUAAAAUAAUUUUAACUUUAA